CAUCGUAACGUGCGCAGAUGCUGGCUGACAUGUUCCGAAAAGCAAAAUAGCAGUCAGCAGCUUCUGAGAAGUACGGACGCGUUGCGCAAUUCGUGUGUUGUGUUGUGGAUUUGAUAUAUUUAACUCAGAUCAUUCCCAAUACAGUUUCGAUGAUGAAAAAAUCGCGAUUGUGGCUAUUAGUCAGUCUGUGAAAUACGCGAGCGGAGUAAAAAUACGUUUACUCCACGUUUAUUCUAGCCCUGUGCGUGUUAACUCAACAAUCACAUCCGUCUACGAAGUGACUGUUGCCUCCACCAACGCACAAUAAUCUACGCAUGUGUUCAGUAACUAUCUUUUCACUCACAAUUUUUUAACCUAGCUGAAAACAAUUAUCAUCCAUGUAAACAGCGAAGGUUAAAUAUCAUUCUCCUAAUGUGUGUUCACGAAAACUUGAAAAGAACGCUGCAAUUCACAGUUUAAAAAACAAUCUUAGCCUACGAUGAGUUUUGGUGUUGUUUCAAACAAUCUAGUGCUCGGGUGCUGUUCGCUUAAAAGUUGAAGUUUAUUGAGAUGACAGAUGUUUUGAGGUCAGCUACUGGACGAGAUAGUAUAAUGAAAAUGUUGCUGUCAACGAGUCCCGUUGUUUCCACUUCAUCAACAGUAGGCUCAGGACUACCUAGUCCAACUGGUGACACGUUUGAUGAUAACCCAAAUACAUUAACCACAUAUUUACAUCAGCUCGCUGGGUAUUUUGAGAGUGAAAUCAACGUUAUCGUCAAGGAUCACUGCUAUUCUCGUCCGUGGAACUGGAAGCCGGAAAAUGUAUAUGUCAAGCCAGUCAAGAAACUGUUCUUCAGCAAGCCUAGAAGCUUAUUAGUCACGGAUAAACUAAAACAGGAUGAAGAGGUCAACGUUGAAGGAGAUAUGACGGAGUCUGUCACACCGCCAUACGACUUAGCCAGAACUCGUCAUGUGAUGGACGAGUUUCAGAGACUUGCGAAUUUUGCUCGACCCGACGAAAAUGAUGAUUGGGAAGAAAAAAUAGAAAAAAUCCUCUGGACUCCUGUUCAAAAUCGCAUCUUUACCAAAGUUAUGCGCAUAUUGUCUUCAGAACGGUUAGCUAGAUUGGUAAAAGCGAAUAGUUUAACAGAACCAAUUUUUCGAAGAACUUCCGUCGACACAGCUGCACGACGAUUCAGAGAAACACUCGCAUCUGCUGGAUGGGAUUUUCGAGUAGCUCAAUGGCUGCAUAAUUUACUCUUUGAAAAUUUACCCCAAGAAUAUAUGGCUAUUUACCUGGACAUUCUUCAAACGUUAAGAUUAAAAAUUCCACAAUUAAUAGAUAAAAUAAUAGCCAUACAACCAAAUCUCAAUGCUAAAAAUGGAUCAAUAACCUGGGAAACCCUCGGACCAUUGCUGAAAAGAUCAUGGGAUCCAAUUGCGUCAACAUUAAAUGCAAGCAGGCCAAAAAAGUUACCUGGCAACCCAAUCCUUGUCAUAGCACCCUCUGGAGUCGGAACCAGCGUUUCUUCACGACAACAUAAAUGGAUUUCGCAGUUGGGAGCUUUGGGUAUGGUUGUCAAUGUGCAUACACACAUGGGAUUAGCGGCAAAUAGAAUGACGAUGAUGGCUUGCAUGGAGCAACUGGUUCAAGCUACCAGAACCAAAAUACAAGACGUUCGUAGUGAUUAUCCAGGGCGGCCAAUAAUCCUUGUUGGAUUUAACACGGGAGCUGCUCUUGCUUGCCAAGUAGCUCAAAUGGAACAUGUAACGGCAGUGAUAUGCUUAGGCUUUCCAUUUACGACUGUAGAAGGAAAAAGGGGGACCCCUGAUGACACUUUGAUGGAUAUUAGAUGCCCUGUUAUGUUUGUUAUUGGUCAAAAUGCGACACUUGUGAGACCGGAUGACUUGGAAGAUCUAAGGGAAAAAAUGCUUGUCGAAACAAGCCUAGUUGUUAUAGGAACAGCAGACGAUCACCUAAGAAUAUCUACGGCAAAGAAAAUAUCUGAGGGCAUAACACAGAGCAUAGUCGACAGAUGCAUACUUGACGAAGUUGGUGAUUUUGUUGGGAGUAUUCUGCUGCAACCUCAUCCUUUGCCCCUGCGAUCUAAUCCCUUGAUGAACUCUGACAAGUCUAUGAAAAAGGAAUCCAGAAAGAGGAAAAAUUCUACUAGCAGUUCUGUAGAGAGCGAACCACACUCUCCAAGUUUGAAAAAAACUAGACCUAUGACACCCAUCACGCCGAAUGCUGUUUCCGGUACACCGCAAAAGUCUUCAGCAGGAUCUGUGGUGCGCUCAGGAACUAUAAAUACGCAGCCAACUCUUUUAGCAAUCAGCGGAGCAAAUUUAAAUCACCCAUCAGCACCUAAACGAAAACCUAGAGUUAUCAGUAAUCAGAAAGUUAGUUUGCCUGAACAGCUAUUAUCACCAAGACUAUCGGGGCAGUUGAAUGCAAGUAAUGCAGCCACGGGAAUAACAUUGAACAUUGGCACCUUGGCCAGUUUAGCACCCAUCGGACCAUUGCGUAUGGCAACAACCUCAGCCGGUCAAACUUUUCCGACUACAACCAAGAUGAGCAACGUAUCCAGGCCAUCAAACGUGUAUUCUAAAAUGCCUAAAAUGAUGACCGCAAAUACCAGUCCUCCAAGUAGUUCUAAAAUGAAAACGGUUAUGACGACAAAUAAAAACUUUUCGAAAACUGCAACUAGCAGUUAUAAGCACAUUAAUAUCACGGACAAAGGUGGCGAAGCGAAAUUGGUAAACGUUCUAACUACUGCUGGAAAUCAAGUUAGAGUCAGUGCAUCUACUGCUGCAGCAAUGCAGGUAAAGUCUGUCACUAAUGCAAGUGGAGCUCUUUCCGCGCUACUGCAGAGCAGAAGAAGUCCAAUGGGAAUCGUCAGCGGUAUGCCAAUGGGAAAAGGUACUUCUGCAUCGAGCAUUUUGUUGACGCCCAGUGUGUCGACUCCAAAUACGCACACGAUUGUAUCAUCAUCGUCAACAACUACACCAAAAGAGCCAGAGAACAACGGAGCAAGCAGCACUACGAAUCGAACUAUAUCUACACCAAAUCACCCAUUGGAAGUGUCUAAGAUGCAGUCUCCACCCACUUCGCAAACCAGUACAUCAAGUACAAAUUAUCCUCUUGCAGCAUCAUCGGAGAAUGUAGUGAUGUUAGCAGAUAGUUUGCACAAUUCGAGAACAGCUUCGAUGUUAGUGCCAAUGUCUGGUCAAAAUACAAUAACAAUUUUACCCUUAUCAAGCAAAAUGAUGAUGAACCAAAGAUCUAUGAAAACAGUGCCAAAGAUCACGGUGAACAAUUGUAAUCUCCAAAGAGUACAGAAAGUCAAUAAACCCCAAUCGCCGACGCAAAAAAAAAUUAAUAACGACUUUGACGACGAUCUGGGUAACAUACUGGACAUUCCAAUAAUAUUUGCUAAGGACGGUGAAAACUUAAACGCCAUUGAAAAAGCUCCACCAAUCCCUCAGGUGCCAGUUAUGAUGGAUCCUUACGAGAAAAAUAUUUCGAAACUAAGCGGGACCACCAAGGUUGUAUUGAUCAGUAAUAAGCAUGAUAAAAUACAACAUCCCGUCACAAGUUUAGCCAAUGCACCAAUGCAAACUCUUGUUCGAGCGACUGGACCGCUGCAUCAUGUAAAUCGUGCGGUUCUAACGUCCCGCUUGCAAAAUCAAUCUAUAGCUAACACUAAUCGCAGCAGCGCACCGGCACAAACAAUACCACGAUUGAAUCAACCAACGAUUAAGUACACUAAGAUUAUUUUAGCCAAGAGAAAUUCUGUUCCUAGUAAUAUUCACGACGAUAAGAACGAACAAGUUAUUUUAACUAAAAAUACUUCAAAAAUUGUUAGUUAUGACAAAAAUGAACAUAGAUAUGCUCAGAUGCUUCCGAAGCAUCAGAUUAAAUUUCAAGAAAUCAUUCAAGAGGAUGCACUGGAAAUUGAGGAUGCUAUCAAGACAAAUAUUAUUGAGCGAAAAAUUCCAACUGUAUCAGAAAUUGAUUUGACAUCACCAUCGAAAAACGGUCACCACACUGAUCCACUUAAUCAUUCGGAUGCAAAUACAGAAAUGGAUACUGUAAAGACCAAAGUUUUCCUCUCGGAUACAAACGCACCUUCUGAAAUUAUUGAAAAACAAGACGAAAAUCUAAAAGGAUAAAUUACUUGUUAAUGU
Messenger RNA from Diprion similis, 4167 nucleotides. It is a transcript of the gene Rcd1, whose product is annotated as KAT8 regulatory NSL complex subunit 3. The transcript has 8 exons. Gene Ontology annotation, cellular component: NSL complex. NCBI's taxonomy places the organism in Eukaryota, Metazoa, Arthropoda, Insecta, Hymenoptera, Diprionidae. The coding region runs from base 550 to 4152 and encodes 1200 amino acids. Gene Ontology annotation, biological process: positive regulation of transcription by RNA polymerase II. The record is from RefSeq and is a predicted model, not a curated record.